CUUCAAUUCGAUAUGGGGUAUCUGCCUCUGUAAAAGCACGCGACCAUCGUCUCCCAUUGACUUUAGUCUCUUUCAGCGCAUAGAAGUCCCUGCUACAACUUAGAAAUGCGACGGAUAUAUGCACAUAGUUCAUACCUGCGGAAUCGCAAUACUUUGCCGUUCUCGAAAUUUCCCAUUCCCGCCAAUCGUCGCGCCAGUUCUCAAUCGCGUCCCGCAGAGCAGGAUUCAGAUCACCGUGAAGAUCCCGUAAAACAGAACGGAGAAGCUACAGCUAAGAUGCAAGGAAAGAAAAAGAAAACAAUGGCAGAAUUAGACGCUGAACUGCAACAGAGGAUGUCGGGUUUAUCUGGCGAUGGCGGUGAAGCUGGAGUCGAGUACGAAAAUGGGCAACCAGUCGCGAUGAAGCGAAGCGUGCGAAAUAACAUGUUUCGUUAUAUCUAAACUAUACAUUUCAAGCACAAUUUAGAUCCAAUUUUUCAGCUUGAAUUUGAGACGAGAAAGGUAUUGGUUAAUGAGUACCUAAUGUGACACCCUACCAGCCUUUCCUUACCGAUUGACACUUUGCAAUAAUCCUAUCACAUCUACAGUUUUUCUAACGUAUUUUAUUAACAU
Messenger RNA from Hypoxylon trugodes, 612 nucleotides. RefSeq lists its product as uncharacterized. The record is from RefSeq and is a predicted model, not a curated record. The transcript has 2 exons. Lineage: Eukaryota; Fungi; Ascomycota; Sordariomycetes; Xylariales; Hypoxylaceae. The coding region runs from base 106 to 441 and encodes 111 amino acids.